This is a messenger RNA of Neltuma alba, 837 nucleotides long. RefSeq names its product putative UPF0481 protein At3g02645. Lineage: Eukaryota; Viridiplantae; Streptophyta; Magnoliopsida; Fabales; Fabaceae. The record is from RefSeq and is a predicted model, not a curated record. The coding region runs from base 1 to 636 and encodes 211 amino acids. The transcript has a single exon.
AUGUCGUCUUGUAAUGGUCUUACGACUGUCACGAAGUUGCAGGAAGCUGGAGUGAGCUUCGAGAAAGUGUUCCAGAAAUACUUACUUGAUAUUAACUUUUUGAAUGAUCCUGUCUUAAGCUGGUUUCUAUGCUUGGGAUGUAUAUCAAAAUUCACAUGCUUCGAAGCCCGUUUACAAAUCCCGCAGUUGAAAAUAGAAGACACGACGGAAUGUGUUCUAAGAAAUCUCAUUGCCUUCGAGAGGUGUCAUUACUCAGAUCAACCUUAUAUCUGCAGCUAUGUCUUUUUCAUUGAUUCUCUCAUUCACACCAAAGAAGAUGUUGAAUUGCUGGUUGAGAAAGAAGUCACUGUUCAUGAACUUGGGAGUGAUAAGGAAGCAGCGACUUUGGUGAACAGUCUCUGCAAACAUGUUGUGACCGACAAGACAUGUCAUAAAAGCAUCAUAGAUGGUCUGAAUGGACAUUACCAGAAGGUUUGGAAUCAUACAAUGGCUUCGUUAAGGUUGGUGUGCUUUCGAGAUCCUUGGAGAGCAAGUUCAACUGUGGUUGGAAUUGCUGUUCUCAUAUUUGCAGUUUUCAACUUUUAUCGAGUGGUUAAAUCAAUAUAUUUACAUCCCACAGCUCCCCAUUGGUUUUGAUUUUAUAUAUAGUUGUCAUCUGAUAUAUAGUAUUGUUGAUUCAGUAUGUUAAUUAUUUACUCUUAAGAAAUGAAUGGUGAAAUGUGUCUAAAAUGAUAGGUUCAGAACUUCUGCCUAAAGAAAUUCAUGGUGCUUAUUACUUUAUUCCAGUUCUUGCGAUUUUAUUGGAGAGGUCUGGGAUGAUGAAUGAUGAUUGAGGGA